CACACUCUCUCUGUCUCUCCUUCACUCCGCCGCCGCGCCUCUCUUUCUCUCUCAACUCGUCGUCAACAAUGGCGGCCACCACCAUAGCUCCACCCUCCUCCUUCUCCAAAACCUCUCUUCUCUCCUCCAACAAAUCCUCACACCCACUUUCCCGAUUUAACCUCAUCCCCUACUCCUCUGUCCCCCAUUUCCGCCCUCUCCAAAUCUCCUCCUCCCUCUCCCCCAAAUCCGCCGCCGCCGCCGCCACAACCACCGCCGCUCCUCCAGACCCAUCUAUUUUGGUUCCCCGUUUUGCCCCCGACGAGCCCAGAAAAGGCGCCGAUGUCCUCGUGGAGGCCCUGGAGCGCCAGGGCGUCACCACCGUCUUCGCCUACCCCGGCGGCGCGUCCAUGGAGAUCCACCAGGCCCUCACGCGCUCCACCACCAUCCGCAACGUCCUCCCCCGCCACGAGCAGGGCGGCGUCUUCGCCGCCGAGGGAUACGCGCGCGCGUCUGGCCUCCCCGGUGUCUGCAUUGCCACCUCCGGCCCCGGCGCCACCAAUCUCGUCAGCGGCCUCGCCGACGCGCUCAUGGACAGCAUUCCCAUGGUGGCCAUCACCGGACAGGUCCCCCGCCGCAUGAUCGGAACCGACGCCUUUCAGGAGACUCCCAUUGUUGAGGUAACCAGAUCCAUCACCAAGCACAAUUACCUUGUUCUUGAUGUUGAUGACAUUCCUAGGAUUGUUAAAGAGGCCUUUUUCCUAGCCACGUCGGGUAGACCUGGCCCGGUUUUGAUUGAUAUACCCAAAGAUGUGCAGCAACAGCUUGUGGUUCCUGAUUGGGACCAACCCAUUAGGUUAGCUGGGUAUAUGUCUAGGUUGCCCCAGAGCCCCAGUGAGGUUCAUUUGGAGCAGAUUGUGAGGUUGGUUUCCGAGUCUAAGAAACCGGUUUUGUAUGUUGGUGGAGGGUGUUUGAAUUCCAGUGAGGAGUUGAGGCGGUUUGUGGAGCUUACUGGGAUCCCGGUUACUAGUACUUUGAUGGGUCUCGGGACUUACCCCAGCUCCGAUGAGGAUGAUUUGUCACUGCAGAUGCUUGGGAUGCAUGGGACUGUUUAUGCUAACUAUGCUGUCGACAAGGCUGACUUGUUGCUGGCUUUUGGUGUGAGGUUUGAUGAUAGGGUGACCGGGAAGCUGGAGGCAUUUGCUAGCCGGGCGAAGAUUGUGCACAUUGAUAUUGAUUCUGCAGAGAUUGGGAAGAACAAGCAGCCUCAUGUGUCUGUUUGUGCUGAUGUGAAACCGGCGUUGCAAGGGUUGAACAGGAUAUUGGAGGCAAAAUUGGAGAAGCUUAAACUUGAUUUUUCAGCUUGGAGGGCGGAGCUGAAAGAGCAGAAGCUGAAGUUUCCGUUGGGUUACAAGACUUUCGAGGAGGCCAUCCCUCCUCAGUAUGCCAUUCAGGUUCUUGAUGAGUUAACUGAAGGGAAGGCUAUUAUAAGCACUGGUGUUGGGCAACAUCAGAUGUGGGCGGCUCAACACUAUAAGUAUCUUAGGCCUCGACAGUGGUUGACUUCGGGGGGUUUAGGAGCCAUGGGUUUUGGAUUGCCAGCUGCUAUGGGGGCUGCUGCGGCAAAUCCAGAUGCUAUUGUUGUUGAUAUAGAUGGUGAUGGAAGUUUUAUGAUGAAUGUCCAAGAAUUGGCAACAAUCAAGGUGGAGAAUCUUCCGGUCAAAAUUCUUCUGUUAAACAAUCAGCAUUUGGGUAUGGUUGUUCAGUGGGAGGAUCGCUUCUAUAAGGCAAACAGGGCUCACACAUACUUGGGCAACCCAGCAAAUGAGUCUGAGAUUUUCCCGAAUAUGCUAAAGUUUGCAGAAGCUUGUGGUGUACCAGCUGCCCGUGUGACAAAGAAGCAAGACCUCAAAGCAGCAAUCCAGAAAAUGUUGGAUACGCCUGGACCAUACUUGUUGGAUGUCAUAGUACCCCAUCAAGAGCAUGUGUUGCCUAUGAUCCCAAGUGGUGGUGCCUUCAAAGAUGUGAUAACUGAGGGCGAUGGAAGAAGAAGUUACUGAUUUCCUUUUGCUGUGUUUUCAUUUUGUUACUAGUAUGUACAAUUUUGGAUUAGUGUUUGUAGGUAUGUUGGUAUGAGUAAUCUAUCAAUGCGUUCUGUUUAGUAAUCAACGUAGGUGUUGUGCCUGUUGUUUCAGUUGUCCCGAUCUAAUCUUUUAUAAGAAUAAUGUUUAAUAGUUAAGGUUUUGUGCCUGACAACUCUUUUGUUC
Molecule: messenger RNA, 2246 nt
Organism: Fragaria vesca subsp. vesca
Lineage: Eukaryota; Viridiplantae; Streptophyta; Magnoliopsida; Rosales; Rosaceae
Product: acetolactate synthase 1, chloroplastic-like
Exons: 1
Coding region: 69-2039 (656 amino acids)
Biological process (GO): L-valine biosynthetic process
Cellular component (GO): acetolactate synthase complex
Molecular function (GO): acetolactate synthase activity; thiamine pyrophosphate binding; magnesium ion binding
Source: RefSeq, a predicted model, not a curated record